Messenger RNA from Trypanosoma grayi, 1203 nucleotides. Its product is annotated as serine/threonine protein kinase. NCBI's taxonomy places the organism in Eukaryota, Euglenozoa, Kinetoplastea, Trypanosomatida, Trypanosomatidae. Gene Ontology annotation, molecular function: ATP binding; protein serine/threonine kinase activity. Gene Ontology annotation, biological process: protein phosphorylation. The record is from RefSeq and is a predicted model, not a curated record. The transcript has a single exon. The coding region runs from base 1 to 1203 and encodes 400 amino acids.
AUGUUUCUGAAACUAUUCAAAAGAGACAAAAAGGACAAGAAGGAAAAGGGAGAUGAACGGACGAACGAUAAAAUAAGCGAUAAGAAAGGCAGCAACAACAACAGCAGCAACAACAACAGUGGCGAAAAGGCAGUGCCUCCACAGGAAAAGGUGACGAAAGAUGACUUUGAGAGUUUGGAUGUAUUAGGGAAAGGCUCCUUUGCGUACGUAGUCCUUGUCCGUCGCGUAGGCACUAACAAUUACUACGCCAUGAAGGUUGUCAACAAGCAGGGACUCCUCGAUCACAACCGCUAUCGCGAUGUAUUUAUUGAGCGUAAUGUACUAACACGCAUCAACCACCCGUACCUGCUGAAACUUUAUUGGACCUUCCAGUCGGAGCACAAGCUGUUUUUCGUGAUGGACUAUAUGCCAGGGGGCGACUUAGACAAGUACAUGAACUCCAUUCCAUCAAAGCAGCUCGACCUGUUCACGGCGAAGCUAUACGGCGCGGAGAUCCUCUUUGCUAUAUUGUGCCUCCAUGAGCACAGCGUGAUCUAUCGUGACCUGAAGCCUGAGAAUAUCCUCCUUACGGCGGAGGGGCACUGUGCCCUUGCCGACUUUGGCCUCUCGAAGGACUUCUACAACGAAAAAGAGGGUGCGGAAGCGACAGGCAAAGACAUGCGGGCGAACUCCUUUGUGGGCUCCCCCUUUUACGUCGCACCGGAUGUACUGAAGCAGAGCGAAUAUACCAACGCCGUGGACUUUUGGUCAUUCGGCAUUUUGCUAUACCGCAUGCUCUGCGGCCGCACCCCGUUCAACGGCAAGAGUAUGAAGGAGGUGUUCGAUAAUAUUCUCUACUCAGAUCUGCGUUUCCCCAGCAGCGUGCAGCUCCCACCCGAGGCAAAGGACUUGAUCAGCCGCCUACUUGUGAAGGACGCCAACCGGCGCAUAAAAGGACCGGAGAUCAAGGCGCAUCCUUUUUGGACAGGGCUCAAUUUCGAUGAGGUGAUGGCGAAGAAGGUGAAGCCUCCGAAGUGGACGCCGAUCCCACCUGUAGAGCAAAUGAUGGCCGAGCGUGCGAGUGCGGCUACCGCUGCUGCCUCCUCCAAGAACCCUGGACAAGUUGUUAAUACACCCGCGCAGUCGUCACAACUGAACGCGCGGCAGCAGCAGCUUUUUACGGGGUUUUCAUGCACAGCCGAUAAUCACUUGGGUAGCAACUAG